Messenger RNA from Acaromyces ingoldii, 3225 nucleotides. RefSeq names its product acetyl-CoA synthetase-like protein. Gene Ontology annotation, molecular function: phosphopantetheine binding. The record is from RefSeq and is a predicted model, not a curated record. The transcript has 9 exons. Bases 1 to 3225 code for a protein of 1074 amino acids. Lineage: Eukaryota; Fungi; Basidiomycota; Exobasidiomycetes; Exobasidiales; Cryptobasidiaceae.
AUGUCCACGCUCUACAGCCUCUUUGAGCGAGAGCUUCGCGAGCGCCCUGAUGCUCCAAUCAUCGGUAUUCCCUCGACGGUCGUCACUCCAGAUGAACCAACGAUCGGCACCGUUGAGGUCCGUUAUGACCUCUUCUCGUAUCGGCAGCUCUACACCUUGACGCUCUUUCUCGCCAAGAGAUAUGUCGAUGCAGGUGUCCUCUCAGGCUACUGCUGCGCCCUCGUCUCGCCAAACAACAGCCAGGCUGCCAUCGAGCAUCUCUUAAAGUCCAUGGACACUUCCGUUGCCUUUUACGACGCAAGUACCGCCGAAAAGGUCAGGCCGUCGAUCGAAAGGAGCCAUCCGAUGAUCGACUAUUCCACAUCGAAUUACUGGCACACCGUCGCGGCCGAGUACGAGGAAUGGUCCCUCGAUGAGCUCGAGCUCGCCUUUCGUGGUACCAAUCCCCGCACCCUUUCUGCGGUCGCUGCUGCAGAGGGUUUUGCAUACAAGUCGCAUUCAUCUGGGUCGACUGGCAUGCCCAAGGUGCUUGCCAUUCCCCACGCAUCCGCCGUGGCCAACAUGGACAAGUCAAUGGGUCUGGCAGCCAUGACGACGCUUCCCCUCUUCCACAACCAUGGUCACGAAGCCCUGUGGCGCGGCAUUGCAUCGGGUAAGCUCGUGUACGUCUACCCCAUGUCUCGUCUCCCACCUACGGCCCAGGCCAUCACGGCGGCGCUCUCUGCUGCCUCUGCCUCUUCAGCGGACGACGAUGCGCUCAAUGUACGCCAUCUCUACACGGUGUCUUUCACACUCCGCCUCUUUGUUCAGAGCGACAACAGCAAGGAUAUCGAUGCGCUCGCGCGACUCGAUCUUGUCACAUAUGGCGGCUCGCAGUGUCCCGAGGAAGUCGGACAGACACUCGUUGAUCGAGGUGUCCGCCUGGCGGGCCUGUAUGGCAUGACGGAAGUUGGAGGAAUCAUGUCAUCGUACCGCGACUUUGAGAACGACAAGCUGUGGCAGUAUUUGCGCCCCAUCGAAACGAGGCAGAAGUAUUUGCGGUGGGACGUCAUUGACCCCGAUGAGAACCUUUACGAGCUUGUGGUCCUUGCUGGCUGGCCAGGACUCGCCUACAGUAACGACCAUGACGGAUCCUAUUCCACAAGCGACGUCUUCCGAAGACGUAAGCUCCCAGGCGCAGAAAAAGAGGCGUACGUCUACAAGCAUGAAGGCAGGCUCGACGACACGCUCGUGCAUUCAUCGGGUGAGAAGACGAAUCCGGUUCCGAUCGAGGCGGCCCUCCGGAAUGAAGCAUCAGCCAACGGUGUGCCUAUCAUCGACACACUUGUUUUCGUCGGAGCGGGCAAGCAUCUGCCGGGCGCUAUCCUCAUCGUCCCAGCUUCGACACCGCAUGAAGGCGUUUUGGAAUAUCUGAAGAGUACGAUCGAGGCCGUCAACAAGACCUGUCCUUCGCAUUCGAGGCUCCUCAUGGAGCUCAUAGAGGUCGUCACAGAAGAAGAGGUUCAGCUUCCCACGACAGACAAGGGUACCUUGGCGCGCACAAAAGCCUACAAGGAUCCCAAGAUUUCACGCGUCAUUGAAGAUGUGUAUCGACGAUUCGAGGAAGGUGAUGUUUAUCCCGCGUCAAUGUCAAAGAUCGUCUCGAGAGAUGAUGCGUCCAGGUGCAUCAUCGAGGCGCUCGGCAGUGUCGUCAAUCUUGCGGAAUCUGCGCAGUCUAUCAGCGAUGAUACGGCAUUUGUCGACCUUGGCGUUGAUUCGCUCGGCGCCAGUAGGCUCCGUGCUCUUCUGCUCGGUAAGCUCGCUCCUCUCACUGGCAAAGGUGUCGGAAUGGAGCUUUCGGCCAAUGUUGUAUUCGAGGCUCAUACCGUGGGCGCCCUCACCGACACUUUGCUCGCCAAGGCGACUACUUCAGAGCGAUCUCACGAAGAAAGCAUUAGCCCCUCUGUGACCUCCAAGGAGCAAGCGGACAAGAAAGCAGUCAUCGAGGAACUCAUCAAGACGUACUCUGCUCAGAUCUCCACCUCCAAGAGUCAGGGCUCGACUGGCUUCCUGGGCACAAGCGUCCUGAGCAGCCUGCGCUCGCUUGGCGCGCAGAAAGUGUACGCGCUCGUCAGGGCUCUGGACGAUAGAGAUGCCAAGGUGAAGCUGAACGAGACACUACGAAGACGGAAGCUACCUCCCGUCAACGUCGACAAAGUGAUUCGGGAGGAUGAUUAUCUUGGGCUAACGCAGGUGGUCGUUCUGGCGGCCAGAUUCGAAAGGCCUGACUUUGGCCUGAAGAAGCAUGUCCUUGAUCAAAUGCGAAAGGAGAUCAACCAUGUCAUUCAUAUCGCCUGGCCUGUCAACUUCUUGUGGCCUAUCGAAGCUUUCAAACCGCAAUUCGACACUCUCAUCCACCUCAUUAACUUUGCCUCCUCUUGCGAUCGACGGCCUUCCUUGACCUUUGCCUCCUCCGUUUCGACGGUCCUCAACGCGCAGCCCGCGGAGGCGGCCGUGCCCGAGUGUUUGUCGCGGGACUCGAACGAUGCUCUCGAGAUGGGGUAUGCGAGGAGCAAGUGGGUCGCCGAGGCGCUAUUAGAUGCCGCGGCGAACACAGUCGAGGGCAUGGCGGUCAAUGUCAUCCGCAUUGGUCAGCUCUCUGCCCAUUCAAAGACUGGCAUUUGGAACGACGUCGAGGCGUGGCCGUUGCUGUUGAGGGGGUCGCAGGAGGUCGGCCUCUUGGCCGACGUUCCCCCGGUUCGCUGGCUUCCUGUCGACGAGGCUGCAAAAGCCUUGGUAAAGAUUGCAACAGCGCCAGCGCAAGGCGGAAGCAAGGGAACACGCUUCGUUCACCUCGUCCACCCGCACGUCACGCCUUGGGCAGUGGUUCAUCGUGGACUUCAAGAUGCCGGUCUUCAUCUUCCCCUCGCAAACCCUUACGUAUGGCUACAGAAGAUGCGGAAAGCAGCUACUAUGGCAUCUGCCAAGAGCAACCCGGCCCUCAAGUUGAUGCACGUCUGGGAACAGCGCUUCGGAAAGAUCUCACACGCUUACAGCGACAGCGGCAUUUCCCCAGCCGAAGUCGUGGAGGAGUCGUACGACGCUGAGAAUGCCAGAGAAUUUCACAGAGAAGCGUGGUGGGAGAACGAGGACGAUGCGACAGUCCUCCGAGGACCGCUUUCGGCAGCUUACAUCCAGAGAUGCGUCGAAGCUUGGAUCGACAGCGGCUUCUUGCGCUCGGAGUAG